CCGCCCCCCUCCGCGCCUCUCUCCUGCUGCUCUUGCACUUUCAUUCCUCCCCCCCCCUCCCCCCUGCCAGCCAUCGCCGCGUGGAAUCGCCCACGGAGACAUGCCUAGGCCAGAUCGCUCGUCUGAGCUCAUUGCCGAGUAUGUGGAGCUGCUGCAACUCCUGUCUGGCCAGCAGGAUGCCCCCUCGGCGGCCGCACUCCCGUCAGCUGGCACUGCCUCGGCUCCCGGCGAGGACCUUUGGGUGAAACUCCCGUCCGCACUUGGCCGCUUCGCCCUGCCGGCUGACACGCACGACCCGGGCCACCACACCACAGACCCAGCCCGCAAGGACAUAAUCCUGCGACAGCUCACCGAACGCCUGGCCGAACUGGAACACCUUCCCGCCAGCGCCUUUGAGCACGCCUUCGGCACAGAUUCCGACAUCCUGGGCCCCUCCGCCGCCGAUGUCAAGUCCGCCACGUUAGAUUCCUUCGGCCGGAGACUCCGCCACCUGGCCGCCGUGCAGGCAACCCACCACCCACAACCUGUGGCCGACCUUCUUCGGCACCUGCCACCGGCCGCCAGCGGGGCGCCGGCCGGGACCGACAGCGGGGCAUGGCUCCCAGCCGGGGCCGGACCGCUGACCCGCGCCGACACCGGUGCCCUGGCCCGCGCGGCACAGGCCGCUGCUGCCGGGCGUCUGGCCUCCCUGGUCGAGCGGAGUCGCCAUGCGCCUGCCCCCCCGGCCACUGGGGCACCCUCGGAGCCGGACGUCCAGGCGGUUGUGGCCAGCUCUGUUUCCAGUGCACGAGGUGCGGGGCCGCGCCCGCGCCCGCGCCGAGCCCCGCCCGGCCUCACCGACCAGCUCGGCCUGAAUGCCGGGACAUAUGACGCAUCGUCGCCGGAUGCCCUGGUGGCCGACAUGCGCGCCAGCCAGGAGCAGCACCUCCAGCGCCUACAGGCCGCCGCGGUGGAGAUGCGCGAGGUGGCCAUGUCCAUUGCGCUCCAGGCCAAGCGCGAUCACCAGACCAUCGACUCGGCCAUCCAGAACAUCGAGCAAAACACCGAAACCCUGGGAUCGGCCACCCAAAUGGGCAAGGACAUCAAGCUGGGUCUCGGGAGCUGGCGUACGGUCAUUUGCUCGUGGCUGAUCCUCGCGCUGGCGGUCUUGAUUUUCAUCUUCAUGGUUGGCGUCAUCUUCUUUUUCUGAUGCGCGCCUCGGACAAGGGAACAAAUAAAGUGCCUAAAAAGCGCAAGGCCUCGCCUUGUGGCGCACA
Messenger RNA from Fonticula alba, 1256 nucleotides. RefSeq lists its product as hypothetical. Bases 101 to 1189 code for a protein of 362 amino acids. Lineage: Eukaryota; Rotosphaerida; Fonticulaceae. The transcript is spliced from 6 exons. The record is from RefSeq and is a predicted model, not a curated record.